AUCGCAGCCUUGAGCGUCCCUCCCCACCGACAACACCAGGCGCGCGCGCCUGCGCGGGCGACGGCCGCAUCCUAGACUGGACAGGCGCUCCGCCAUCACGCCGCAACAGGAACCCGUCAAUUCUUCCCUCCAGCCGGCCGUCUACUGUCACCGUCACCACCAUGUCCGAGUCUACCGAUGGAACGUCGCCGCACGGCGACGACAUCCAUGCAUCCAAUGGCCGGCCCUACGACAAGUACCAUUUCCAGGAAAAGAGCAUCCCCACGCACGGCCUGGAUUUCGAGGACGACGAGGACGAGGACAUUGACCAGCUCAUCGAGGACCUAGAGUCGCAGGACGGCGACAAUGCCGACUACGAAGAGGAGGAAAUCCAACAGCCCGGCGGCGCGCGCAUCAUCCCAGAGGAACUUCUCCAGACCGACACGCGCAUUGGCCUGACGUCCGCCGAGGUGCUCGUCCGCCGAAAAAAGUUUGGCCAAAACAAGAUGAAAGAGGAGAAGACCAACAACUGGAUCAAAUUCUUCAUGUUUUUCGUUGGCCCCAUUCAAUUUGUCAUGGAGGCGGCCGCCAUCCUCGCAGCGGGCCUCAAGGACUGGGUGGACUUUGGCGUCAUUUGCGGCUUGCUGCUCCUCAAUGCCAGUGUUGGCUUCAUCCAAGAAUUUCAGGCCGGCUCCAUUGUCGAGGAGCUGAAGAAAACCCUCGCGCUCAAGGCCACCGUGUUGCGCGAUGGCGCCCUGGUCGAGAUUGAAGCUCCUGAUGUCGUGCCCGGCGAUAUCCUGCAGGUGGAAGAAGGUGUCAUUGUCCCGGCCGACGGACGCAUUGUUACUGAAAAUGCCUUCAUACAAGUCGACCAGUCGUCCAUCACGGGCGAAUCACUGGCCGUCGAUAAACACCGAGGAGAUACCUGCUACGCUUCCUCGGCGGUAAAACGCGGAGAGGCUUUCAUCGUCAUCACAGCUACGGGCGACUCGACCUUUGUUGGCCGAGCUGCCUCGCUUGUCGCCAGCGCAUCCAGCGGGUCGGGGCACUUCACCCAGGUGCUGCACGACAUUGGCACUAUACUGUUGGUCCUUGUCAUUGUAUCCCUCCUGGUUGUUUGGAUCAGUUCCUUCUACAGGUCAAACGACAUAAUUAAAAUCCUCCGCUUCACACUCGCCAUCACCAUCGUCGGAGUGCCUGUCGGUCUUCCUGCCGUUGUAACAACAACAAUGGCAGUGGGUGCUGCAUACCUUGCCAAGAAGCAGGCCAUUGUCCAAAAGCUCUCUGCUAUAGAGUCGCUUGCCGGGGUCGAAAUACUCUGUUCAGACAAGACCGGAACCCUGACCAAGAACAAACUUUCCUUGGCCGACCCAUAUACCGUACCCGGCGUCGACCCGGAAGAUCUGAUGCUAACCGCUUGCCUGGCCGCUUCACGUAAGAAGAAAGGCAUCGACGCCAUUGACAAGGCGUUUCUCAAGUCUCUACGAUACUACCCGCGCGCAAAGCAUGUCUUGAGCAAGUACAAGGUCAUUCACUUCCAUCCAUUUGACCCCGUAUCCAAAAAGGUACAAGCCAUUGUGGAGUCUCCCCAGGGUGAACGCAUAACAUGCGUCAAAGGUGCACCGCUAUUUGUCCUUCGCACUGUCGAGGAAGACCAUCCCAUUCCUGAAAAUGUCGAAUUGGCCUACAAGAACAAGGUUGCCGAGUUUGCUACGCGCGGCUUUCGCUCGCUUGGUGUCGCUCGCAAGCGGGAAGAGGAAGGAUGGGAGAUUCUCGGCAUAAUGCCUUGCUCAGAUCCUCCGCGCCACGACACUUACCGAACUAUCAACGAAGCCAAGUCCUUGGGCCUGUCUAUCAAGAUGCUUACUGGGGAUGCCGUUGGGAUUGCACGAGAAACUUCCCGACAGCUCGGCCUGGGCACAAAUAUUUUCGAUGCUGAGAAGCUUGGUCUCAGUGGCGGUGGCGAGAUGCCCGGCUCCGAGUUUUAUGAUUUCGUCGAAGGCGCCGACGGCUUUGCUGAGGUGUUUCCACAGCACAAGUUUAAUGUUGUUGAGAUCUUGCAACAAAGAGGCUACCUUGUUGCAAUGACGGGUGAUGGUGUGAAUGACGCGCCGUCCCUGAAGAAGGCAGACACCGGUAUCGCCGUUCAGGGAGCUUCGGACGCUGCUUGUUCAGCUGCUGAUAUCGUCUUUCUCGCUCCUGGUCUUUCAGCCAUCAUCGACGCUCUGAAGACAUCGCGGCAAAUCUUCCAUCGCAUGUAUGCCUACGUUGUGUAUCGCAUUGCCCUUUCGCUUCACCUUGAAAUUUUCCUCGGUCUAUGGAUUGCCAUUCUGAAUGAAUCACUAAACCUCCAGCUGGUCGUGUUCAUUGCCAUCUUUGCUGACAUUGCAACGCUAGCUAUUGCCUACGACAAUGCACCAUACAGCAAAACUCCAGUCAAAUGGAAUCUGCCCAAGCUCUGGGGCAUGUCGAUCCUACUUGGUGUCAUUCUUGCCGUGGGGACUUGGAUCACUAUGACAACCAUGCUGCCUUACCUUACCGGUGAGCAGCAAGGCGUCAGCGGUGGCAUCGUUCAGAACCAUGGACAACGGGACCCUAUUCUGUUUCUCGAGAUUACAUUGACAGAAAAUUGGCUCAUCUUCAUCACUCGCGCCAAUGGUCCCUUCUGGUCAUCGAUCCCUUCAUGGCAGCUGGCGGGCGCUAUCUUUGUCGUAGACAUCCUUGCGACAUGCUUCACAAUAUUCGGAUGGUUUGUUGGUGGAAGAACCAACAUCGUUGCCGUUGUCCGUGUUUGGGCUUUCUCUUUUGGUAUCUUUUGCAUCAUGGCAGGUGUCUAUUACGUCUUGCAAGGAAGCCAAAGAUUUGACAGUCUCAUGCACGGGAAGCUACUCAAGCGAAAACAGAAGCAGAGGAGCCUUGAGGAUUUUGUUGUUUCACUACAGCGCGUUUCAACACAGCACGAAAAGACGACAUAGCAUAAUCGGCCUCCUCCGUCUACCCGUGACCGAUUGCUCAGCAGCGCUACACUGUGUUAGCAGGUCGUUUUUUUUAUUUAUUGGGAUUAUUCUGUUUGUGAAUUGGCCUGUGAGUGCAACCGCGCUUCAUGUCCAUCGGCAUUCUUUUUGUAUCAGUCAUCCCAUGAAGUUACUAUAUGUACAUACGUAGGGUCCUAGGGUUAGCUAGAGAGCUCUAGUUUCUCGCUUGUUUGUUGCGUCGCCAAGCACGAAUGCUGCAUGUAUCACUACUUU
This is a messenger RNA of Exserohilum turcica Et28A, 3227 nucleotides long. RefSeq lists its product as uncharacterized. Gene Ontology annotation, cellular component: plasma membrane. The transcript has 6 exons. The record is from RefSeq and is a predicted model, not a curated record. The coding region runs from base 162 to 2954 and encodes 930 amino acids. Gene Ontology annotation, biological process: regulation of intracellular pH; proton export across plasma membrane. NCBI's taxonomy places the organism in Eukaryota, Fungi, Ascomycota, Dothideomycetes, Pleosporales, Pleosporaceae. Gene Ontology annotation, molecular function: ATP binding; P-type proton-exporting transporter activity; ATP hydrolysis activity.